AUGGAGUCUUUGAUUGUGUCUCCGCUGGUAGAGGUGCUCUUUGGAAGGUUGGCUACCACUGUUGUUAGUGAAGUGCGAACUCGCAGAGGGGUCAAGAGAGAGAUAGAGAGGAUGCAGGAGAUGUUACCGGUGAUUCAAGCGGUGAUAGAGGAUGCAGAGGAGCAGCAGAGGAAAAAUAAGAAGGUGAGGACUUGGCUGGCAAAGCUCAAAGACGUUGCAGUAGAUGCUGAUGAUCUGCUUGAUGAGGUUGCCACUCUAGUUCUACGCAAGAAUUUCAUGAAAAAGGAAUUUCGCGGACCAGAUGCUGCUACUAGAUAUGAUUUCCUAAUAAUAAAGCUUAUUGCAGCACAGGAAGAGUUUGACAGCGAAAGUAUUCGAAUACUGCUUCAUGUGGGAAUUGGAAUUCUGUUUCCUUCCUCGGAUAGGAGCAUGGAGCUGAGGAUUAGUAUGAUUCUGAGAGAAAUGGAAGCUCUACAAAAUACUUACACGGGAGAGGGCAAAAUCAAGAUUCUUCAGUUUAUACUUUAUAGCAAACUUUAUGUACUUGAUUCACGUCCGAAUGUGAACAUGAAGGACAGGAUUGGUAUGAUACUGAGAAAGAUUGGAGAGCGGACCAGAUAUGAGGUAAGGAAAACUAGCUUAACUCUUGAAUCAAUAUCUACCUACCGUAAAAAGUCGCGUAAACUAAAGGAGAUUUGUGGAAGAUUGGAUGAUGUAGCCAAGGAAAUGUCUACUUUCCAGUUCAAAGAAACUCAGUCGUAUGGACGGUCAAGUACCAUGGAGAGACCCCAAACUGGACCCUCUGUCAAUGAUUCAAAGGUUUAUGGCAGAGAAGAGGAUGUGGAUAAAAUUGUGGGGAUGCUAUUGUCUUCCAGUAGUGGUCCUGAAGUUGCAGUAAUUCCCAUUGUUGGUAUUGGAGGGAUGGGGAAAACAACACUUGCUCAGUUAGUUUAUAAUGAUCCGAGGGUAACAAGCCAGUUUCAAUCUUUAAUGUGGGUGUCCGUCAAUGACAAUUUUAACCCGGCAAGGAUCAUAAAUCAAAUAUUGAGUUAUGUCGGACACGGCAGCCAUGACUCAUUUCAGAUUGGGGUGCUGCAAUCUCAAUUGAGAGAAUCCUUACUGGGAAAAAGAUAUUUGAUAGUGCUCGAUGAUGUGUGGAAUGAGGAUCCAGAUGAAUGGGAUAAAAUAAUGAAUCCAUUGAAAGGCUCCGCAGAUGGAACAGAGGACGGUUUUCCGAGCCUUCUGCGCAUCGUUGAACAAAUAGUAGACAAGUGCAAAAGUGUCCCAUUGGUUGCAAAUAUUCUUGGAAGCAUGCUGCGCUUUAAAAGAGAAGAAAGCGAGUGGUUACAUGUGCAAAGGAGUGAACUAUGGAGUAUUGAUGCAGGGGAGAACAGAAUUCUGUCCAUCUUAAGGAUAGAAGAUGCUGGGCUGUGGCGGGCUGGUGUGGCAGAGUCUGGGAGCGGUAGGCAGGUGCAGCGCGGACUGGGCUGCGGCGGUGCACGGCAGAGAAGGCGCGGUGAGUUGAUCUGGGCUGCAGUGGGCUUGCGAUGCACUGGAUGGAGGCUGCGGCCGGCAGGAAGAUGA
Rosa chinensis is the source of this 1584-nucleotide messenger RNA. Its product is annotated as putative disease resistance protein RGA3. Bases 1 to 1584 code for a protein of 527 amino acids. NCBI's taxonomy places the organism in Eukaryota, Viridiplantae, Streptophyta, Magnoliopsida, Rosales, Rosaceae. The transcript is spliced from 3 exons. The record is from RefSeq and is a predicted model, not a curated record. Gene Ontology annotation, molecular function: ADP binding. Gene Ontology annotation, biological process: defense response to other organism.